Molecule: messenger RNA, 932 nt
Organism: Cucurbita moschata (crookneck pumpkin)
Lineage: Eukaryota; Viridiplantae; Streptophyta; Magnoliopsida; Cucurbitales; Cucurbitaceae
Product: aquaporin PIP2-1-like
Exons: 4
Coding region: 34-876 (280 amino acids)
Biological process (GO): transmembrane transport
Cellular component (GO): plasma membrane
Molecular function (GO): water channel activity
Source: RefSeq, a predicted model, not a curated record
GCUUCUUCACUCUCUCUCUCUCUCUGAUCUCUUAUGGCGAAAGACGACGUGACGGCGCGGGGGUUCUCCGGCAAGGACUACCAGGACCCUCCGCCUGCGCCGCUGAUCGACGCGGCGGAGGUAGGGAAGUGGUCCUUUUUCAGAGCCCUGAUUGCUGAGUUUGUCGCCACUCUCCUGUUUCUGUAUAUCACUAUCUUGAUUAUUAUUGGCCAUAGUAGCCAGUCUGACCCUCACCAACUUGGCGGCAACGCUUGCGGCGGCGUUGGCAUCCUCGGUAUCGCUUGGGGCUUCGGCGGCAUGAUCUUCAUCCUCGUCUACUGCACCGCCGGCAUUUCAGGCGGGCACAUAAACCCGGCGGUGACAUUCGGGCUAUUCUUAGCCCGAAAGGUGUCGCUGGUUCGAGCAGUGGCGUACAUGAUAGCUCAGUGCUUGGGAGCCAUAUGCGGAACGGGGCUGGUGAAAGCCUUACAAAGGGACUACUUCAACAGGUACGGCGGCGGUGCGAACCAGCUCGCCCACGGCUACAGCAAGGGCGCCGGCUUGGGGGCCGAAAUCAUCGGUACCUUCAUCUUGGUCUACACCGUCUUCUCCGCCACCGACGCCAAGAGAAACGCCAGAGACUCCCACGUUCCUAUAUUGGCUCCGCUCUCGAUUGGGUUCGCCGUGUUCAUGGUUCACUUAGCCACCAUUCCCAUUACCGGCACCAGCAUCAACCCGGCUAGAAGCUUCGGCCCCGCUGUCAUCUUGAACCGGGAAAAACCUUGGGAUGAUCAUUGGAUGUUCUGGGUUGGGCCUUUCAUCGGAGCCGCCAUUGCAGCGCUCUACCACCAGUUCGUUUUGCGGGCCGGCGCGGGUAGGAGCCACCCGUCCGUUUGAUCCCAUUUCUAAAGCCGAAAGUCAGCAUUUUCACAUUUUAAUUGGAGCCGUUUGUU